Molecule: messenger RNA, 1508 nt
Organism: Sesamum indicum (sesame)
Lineage: Eukaryota; Viridiplantae; Streptophyta; Magnoliopsida; Lamiales; Pedaliaceae
Product: phosphatidic acid phosphatase 1
Biological process (GO): phospholipid dephosphorylation; phospholipid metabolic process
Cellular component (GO): membrane
Molecular function (GO): phosphatidate phosphatase activity
Source: RefSeq, a predicted model, not a curated record
CUGAUGUAAAGCGUUGGCAAUAGAACAGUCGUUAUUGACUAUGCCUUCCCUACGCUUUCCUUCCCAGCUGUUCAUACAUGGCUUUUAACGACAUUAUAGGUUUGCUCAACCGUCCCUCCUGGCGUCCCCUCACUUCAUCAUCCCCCCACUCCCCAUCUUCCUCCUUUGUUUUUUGUUAAACAUUUUCAAGAUCUGUGUGGGUUAUAGCAACCCUUUGCAGUAGUUGUUGGUUUUAAGAGUUGAAGGGGUCCCAAAUUUGCAGCAUUGACAACAAUCCAAAAAAGGAGGAAAUUUUUCUUAGAAUUUUGGAAUCAGCACUUGAGCGAUUGGCUUGUUUUGUCUACAAAUGGGUUGGAGAAAUAUAAUCUCUUUCUGUCCUACUCCAAAUUUCCGGAACAUGUUUCAGGUUAACCCGAAUGAGGUGGAGCUUGGAUGCCAGCAUACUAUCAAGUCUCAUGGGGGACAAGUCGCGAGGCAUCACAAGCAUGACUGGUUGAUACUCAUACUGCUUGUAGUCAUUGACAUCAUUUUGAAUAUCAUCCACCCGUUUUACCGUUUUGUCGGGCAAGACAUGAUGACAGAUCUGAAAUAUCCUAUGAAAGACAACACUGUGCCAGUAUGGGCGGUUCCGCUGUAUGCAGUUUUGCUGCCUAUUGCUAUUUUUGUCCUAUACUAUCUGCGGAGGAGAGAUGUCUAUGAUUUGCAUCAUAGUAUACUAGGACUCCUAUUUGCUGUGCUGAUAACUGGAGUCCUCACAGACUCGAUAAAAAAUGCAGUUGGCCGACCACGGCCCGACUUCUUCUGGCGCUGCUUUCCCGACGGUAUAGAUAAAUAUGAUCGGUGGGGCGAUGUGGUGUGCCAUGGUAAAUCUAGUGAUAUAAAAGAAGGGCAUAAGAGUUUUCCAAGUGGUCAUACAUCAUGGUCAUUCGCGGGUCUUGGUUUCCUUGCGUUAUACUUGUCGGGAAAAAUUAAAUGCUUUGACCGUCGGGGGCAUGUGGCAAAAUUAUGCAUCAUUUUUCUCCCCAUCCUUGCUGCAUGUCUCGUUGGUAUUUCUCGAGUGGAUGAUUACUGGCAUCAUUGGCAAGACGUGUUUGCGGGCGGGCUCCUUGGUCUCACGGUUGCUACAUUUUGCUACCUGCAGUUCUUCCCACCUCCAUACCACACUGAAGGAUGGGGUCCAUACGCAUAUUUCCGAGCAGUGGAGGAAGCUCGUCCCAACUCAGCACCAGUCCAGCCGAGGAAUGGGAUCAGCAUGCAAGGAAUGAAUGAACAAAGUUUAGCAGUAAACACCAAUGUAGCGGAUCAAGAUUUAGACACAAGUUUUGAUGCUAUGGAGUCUGGAAGAAGGUAGACCUAGAAAUAUUUUUGUUCCUUGGAUUUUGUCAUUGAAGGGAUUCUCUGUUAGUAUCUAGUAAUAUUGUUUAUGUCUUAAAUUCUUGUGUUAUUGGUUUCAUCUAGUCUGGAUCAUGAUGCAUGUAUAGUAAUUUCUUCAGUUAUUUUUAUGUUUA